AAUGUAAAUGGCAGACCUCAGUCCAAAUACAGUUCUAACCGACGUUGUGUUAAGUUUCAUUGAUGGUUUUUAUGUUUUAUCCUUAGCUCUUUUAUCCAAAAAUUUAUUCUCGUGAAGAUUUUUGCCAAGAAUAAAUUGUGUUCUGAUUAUUUUCUAAAAUUGUGUUCUGGUUUGGCAAGUUCUAAAAUAUAAUGCACUGCGUUUAAGAUCUUUAAUAUCCAAAUAGCAAUAAAAACGUACCGGUAUAUAAUAAAAAGAUGCGUGGAGUAAUUACUCUCUAUUUGCUUGCAUUAAAACGUUCCAGAAUUAAUAAAUUCACUCUACUAACGAGUAGGGCUUUAGAAAUAUAGAUAUGCACAUGGCCAGUGGCUUCUAAUGAUUCAAUCAAAUCAUUAACUGCAUUUCAUAUGUGCAAAUAGCUAUCUAAAUUCAGGGCACUAAUGACGAAACUUUUCUAAAAGAAUCCUAAGGAUGGAAUAUCGUUUCCGACUUAGUGAAUAACACCACGCCCAGAGCAUGGAGCCUAUAAAUGAUGAUAAAGUUACUAUUAGGGUAAUGCAGUUUGUAGUGUCCAGUAAACAGGUUAUAAAACACCAGCAUAUAUUUCAUGAGAGUAGCUGUAGGCCUUAAAAAUGGUCAGAAUACUAGCAGAUACGCAGAAGAUAGGCAGCAAGUUUUGCUGGCCUGAGCCAGGUUCAAAAGUCGGCAUAACAUUUGGAAGUAGAAGAGGAAAAAACAUGUGCUUGGAACGACUGCCACGAGGUGGUCUAAUGAUGGCUCAAUCUCCGCAUAAGAAAUCACGGUACCUAAAUCUUCAUGAUUUAUGUUCAAUUAUCAGAAAGUUACCACAUUCUAUUGGCUUGUUGCACCAAUCUGUUUGAAAGCGAAUGAAUUAGAGAUGAAGAUCACCAAAUCUUUCAAGAACGAUUCAAGGUAUACAUAGCUACUAAAUAGAUAAAGUUUAUCCAAACUGUUUUUGGCUGAUCAUCAAUUCUAGCAGGUUUUUACUAGCCCAUAUUCUUCAAAUGUUGAUGCAUAGAGACAUUCUCGUCAUGUGAAGCAGAUAAAUUUGCUUAAUUCUAAAAAUCAUUAGCUAAUGUAGAUGCAUUUCCAGAAGAAAAAAAUUUGGAACAUUUUAAGUUAUAGAUAUUGCAUGGAAAUCUACAAAAAGUAAGCAGAAAUGGAAAUGUCAAAAACUAACUUUUAUAACACAAUAAAAAGAGCAUAAAAAAUGGUCAAGGCUCUGAAAUUUCUCCUUUUGCAUCCUUAAUUAAACAAUUUUUAUAAGCUCAGAUAAUUUUCGCAGCAAUAGUUGUGACGUCAAAAAACUUGUUUAUUUGAAAAAUAACAUGAAAAUGCGGAAACGCAUAACUAGUAGAAUUAUACUGACUUUCCAAAGGAUCACCAUUAUCGAUCCGGCACUUACAGUGAAAAGUAAAACUAAUCGGUUAGCUCUUCACAGUACAUAAGUAAAUCUGAAUUUAAUACAACAGGAAUUGCAAAAAAAUUCAUUGCAAAUUUGCACGAUUAUUGUCUAGCUAGUUCAAAUGCUAGUUCAAUUGUCUAACAUCAAAUGCUUUUCAAAAACAAAAUGUAGAAGACCAAAGGCCUGAUAUAAUAAACAUGUUAUUAUUUAUAACAAACUGGUAUAUAAGAAACUGUACAGACACGAAACUCAAGACGACACUAUAAUUAGCGGAUAAAUUCAGUACCAAAUGAAGUAAAUUUUUAUCUAUUUCAUUUUGGCGCUUAGCUUGUUCGCUGAUCAUAUUGUCGUUAUUUAAAUAAAAUACCACACGUAACAUUAAUACGAAUAUGUUAUAUACAAGAGGCUUUUCUUAUGGGCAAACUGAAUUGUUGCUUUGUUGUUUCAUUGUGGUUUUUUUAUACCUGAAAAUAAUUUUUACUAUAUAUUCAUAUUAGCUCUAAGGUUCUUGACUUAUUUACGAUAAGGCAUGUUCUGUUAUCUUGAAAUGAUUGAUUUCUUUAACACAUCUAAAUGAUCUUUGGCAUAAUUAUAAGGACAUGCAAAAGAUCAUAAGUUAGCGUUAUUUCUUAUGGUAAAUGAAGGUAUAGCAAUGUUCAUGAGUAAGAAAAACAAAAUAGAACUAAUAAAAAUGUAAUAACGAGACAAAGCUUAUGCUAACCGAUAGUUCAAUAAUAUUAUUCCAGUUAUAAUCAUGAUGAUUCGAGCAAUAAUAAAUACAAAAACAAACGUUUAAACACGAUAAUAAUGACAAAACCGCAGGUAAAGUGGAACAGAAACAUUGUGUUACAAAUAAACAUCACUGUGGUUGUUGCUGUAGCAAAACAUGUUUAGAAUCUUCUGAAAAUGUACAUUUGCUGGACAUAUUUGAAGGCUUUCAUUAUCUCCUGUUAGCGUUAAUAUCGCAUAUUUUCACAAUGUUAAGGUCUGUUUGCCUCGGCAUUUUUACUAAGCAAAUACUUCAAGCAUUUCCUUACCAAUCGGUACUUAUAGAAUAUUAAUCAUUUUUAAAAAGAAUGAAUCAAUGUCAAUCCACUCAACAAACAGAUAAACGUAUCAGAGUUCCGCAAAAGACUGAAAGAAAGCUCUCAGAAAAAUAUAAUAUCGUCUUGGCAAAUUCGGUAACAGCCAGCUCUUGAUCAGCUUUGACGGCCUUUCAAAUGAAAAUGAAUGAUUUCUGACUGCUUCCUCGAAAAAAUUAACACGGUUGGAUGAUAAUUGUUUGUGCACGAGCUCAUUUGCUAUUUUUACAAAAUUUGCAGGACGGCAAAAAAUUCACAAGCUAACCAAACAUUCUCAAUAUACCUGUGUGUUACAGUGCGCUUUUGAAAGAAAAUCAUAAAAGCAAAUCAAUGACCUUUUCAUUUGCUAAUAUUUACUAAAACAGAUAGGUUAAAAACAGACAAUAUAGAAAAAGAUUUCUUAAGAAAAAGCCGCCAAUAAAAUUGUACAAAAAUAUGUCUUUCAUACAUGGGUUAUGUUUUAAUAACAAUGACUGUAGAAAAGUGAUCAGUUGGUCCAUUCAAUGUGCAACAGAUUUGAAAAGUGCAGGGCGUGCAGGGUUACUGCAACGAAGAGCCGUUGUUUGCCUGUGAACGGCAUUGAUUGCGGAAUCAGAUUUUUCCAUCUUUCUCUGGAGUCAUUUAGGAACACAUUGACAAUAGCAGUGUUAAAGAAGAGCAAAAUGAAUAGCAAGCACUUGUUGCCUGAGAAUACUAGAGCUGUGUCAACAAAACAAAUAAAACACAUGAAGCGGGGCCUUUACCACCAGUGAAUUUCCCCUGAUAGUUGUGAAAUGAUUCUAUUUGGUUGUUAUUUUAGCGAGGAAACGCAAGCGCGCACAAUCACAGCAAAAGCGCCGCUCAAUCGCUCUUUUGUGGCGGGAUGUCCGCGAAACGAUGAUAUUAACGUUUUCUAUGCAAUGUGCAAAAGUUUAAGCGGCUGACGAUUUGGAUCACUAAAACAUGUAUGGUCGGUUGUUCUUUAAGGUCUUGUUGAACAUAGGAAGAAAAAGGGAAGCGAACUUUGCGAAACAAUAAGACAAUCACACAAUGCAGUGCGCUCAACAAAUGUUUUCACCAUUUCAUUGUGACAAAGAAAUAGAGCUGCUUACAAGCCUAGCGAAGCCCUAAGAGCAUUAAAAGGGUCGUCAACAGCCUUCUAUUUCGAAGAUGAAACAGAGAAUAAGGGUGUGACCUCGAAUUUAGCAUUAACAUUGAUAUCUGAAUGCAUCUGGUGAGACAUGCUUAACGCACCAAACAGAUAUUCAAAUACAAAUUUCUUCAGAAUUUCAAAGAUCUUCGCUCUUAUAUUUUCGGUGCGAAUUUAACGAGUCAUUUUUGCGGAAAAUGUAUGUAAUUUUGCAAAAGGAAAAUACUGAGCUUUUAGAGACUUUAAUUUGUUUCUUAGAAUUAAAAAAACCCAUAAUUUUAAACAUUUUCUAACAUGAAUCUAGGAAACUAGAGACAAAGUUAUCAAAUAGCAAGAAAGCAUCGUUAACUUUACUGGCUGAAAUAAAGCUAAUUAAAAUUUUUCAACUUAUGCUGUGUUCGUUAGGCUAAAUGCAAAAUUUGCAAGAGCAAUUCAUGCAAAUUCUGAAAUUCUAAAUAUAGAUUGCUUUGCAUUACAACAGGCAUGGGUUUGCCUGGAAAAAGAAUUUUUGAUACUGCCAGAAAAAACAUCAAAAGUUGAUUGAUAUACCAUAAUUUAAGUGGAAAUUUUUCUUUGUAGUUGUCAAAAAUUUGUUCGAAUAAAACUGAAAACUAUAGAGAUACAGUUACUUAACACGAUAGAUCAUGAAAUCAAGGGCAUAAAACUACUUAAAGGAAUCUAAAAUAGGGUAAAGCGUUUCUGUUCAUUCACAGUUAAAAACCAAUAAAAAACAUACAACUUUGAGUAAAGAUUCGCUAAAACUGUCGAAUGUCGUUGAAGAUUUCUGCUAUAAGUUCACGGUUGUAAAAAUAAAUAACGGCACAAAAUGAUGACAAUAAUGAUAAGAGACCGUGACAGUUUUCUGUUUUUUCGAAAUGCAUAGAAAUAAGUUAGAAAUAUAGUGACUUAUAUGCAAACUAUGGGAAAACUGUAUGAUUUCAUAUUUAUAAGAAUGAAUACCUCUUGACUGAUCUAAAAAGAAUAAUCAAAGAAUCAAACGCAACGACUUCAAGUAAUGAAAUUGAUGGUUCGCUCCAGAACUCAGAUAGAAAAAAGAAAAUAGUUUGAUAGUUAAUAAUUGCAUCUGAAUACACAGGCCUUUUCAAAAGACUAUAUUUUAGGACUUUGCUCUGUUGUAAGUAGUAAAUGAGAUAUGAUAGAGCUGUAAAUAAAGUCAAAUAAAAGCAGAGUGUUGAAUAUUUUUUCUUAGAAGAAUAAGAUCCUAUCCCUGUUUUGCAAAGAUAGGCGCAAAGAUAGGAGUUCUUCAUAUUUAUUAACUUUAGGAGUCUUCUAAAUGGGUUAUACUGAAUUUUUUUUGGGAAAAGCUAGCAAGAUUUUUCCGAAAACUAUCAAAAUGCCCCUGUUGAAUUAAAGAGUUAUAUUUCAGUAGCCUCAAAUACAAGCAUAUGCUUGGAUGCUGGGUAAAAGAAGUUUAGCCUGUUGAGGAAAAAUCAAAAUAACUGGCUUCUUCAGGGAGUUCUUAGACUUGUGGGACAGCUGGUUAUUUUGUAAGACAUAAAUCUUAUUAACUUAUUUUGCACGCGCAAGGAAUAUGAUUUUGACUUUUUUUAAAAUUAAAGCCUGAUUCUUUUGCAAACUGGUGUGGCUAGCUUGAAAUUCAGUUGGGGUUUACCGUAAUGUAUCCGGGAUCAUUACAGCAAGUUAUUGAUAUACAAUAAUAUAUCGAUUAAAUAUUGACGAGCUCCAGGUGUCAUAAGCACCUCUUUUAUGCCCCAAACAUGAAAGAAAUGGCAAUCUUUAUUCAUGAUGCAACACCAUUCGUGACAAACUUUCACGGAGAGAUAUCUCCGUAUGAGGAGUUUUCCCACAGAAUAGAAGGGCAUGGUUUCAUGGGAAGUAAAAUGCUUUCGCACUGCUUUAAAUUUGUUCCAGAAGAGCAAAUACCCAAUACAACUGGGUAAGCUCACAUCGAUUUUUAAAAAGCCUGCAGGGUUUUCGCGGAAGGCCUUUUCAGCUACAAUAUAUAGUUUUGGAAUCUGCAUAUGAAGCGACUCUCUGAAACCCUACAAAACACUGACAACAUGAAAGACAUGAUAAACCUUCUAUUUUAUAAAACGAUUUAAAAUUUGUAGACUACAAUAGCCUUUGAGUUUUCAAGCAAUUGAAUGGAAAGUGAUCAGGAUAAUUAGAAAUUUCUUUAAAACAUAGAAAACAACCACAAUUCGCCAUGCAUCCUUAGUAGUUUAACUUAGAAAACGCACAGACAUCUCAGGUACACUAACUGUCUGUGGGAAUACACUUAGUCCUUUAUGUAAACAAGCCCUACCAAAGCGGGUUAAUGCGAGACUUUGGGCUUUGAAUCGUAACCACAGUUCGCCACCCCUACGUUACAAUCAAGGUUUCAAAGCCAGGAAAAAAGGGCAGAAAAUGAACAAAAAUUUAAAAAUUAUUGUCUUGAUCAACUUAAACAAACUGGAAACUGCUUUCUAGUUUCAUAUCAGCAUUUUAGACUUUGUUUAAGGAUAGGAAGAGAAAUUUUCAUCUUUUUAACAUCAUUUUGCUCGUGAUUAUGUAGGAUGUACUGAAUAAUCCAAGGCUUUCUUUCGACUUUCCUCUUGGUAAAAAGUGACCAGCAUGUAGAAAUUGACAGACUAGAUUAAAUCCAAGAACAAACAAGUAAAAGUUGCAACCAAAAACUCAAAUCUCAAAUGAAUGGAUGGUAGUUAAUCACUGCACAAGCUGGAACGUUAGAAACAGGCAACACGAGCUUUAUCGAAAGAAAUGCUGCAAAAAAGAUCCUGUCUAAUUCAUCUUGAAAAUAAAUUAGCAACGUAUUGCAAAACCAACAACUCAUUUUACCUAACUCAUUCGAUGCUUUGACCUAUUAAAAAAGUACAUAUUCUAGGCAAAAAGUCCUUCAUGAAAACCCUCUCAAAAUCUGUUCGAGCUUUCUCAGUUGUACUGGGUAUUCGGUUUUCUAGAAUGCACUUUCAAACUCUCUUGUAGCAAGCAGAGAGAAUGAAAGCUACUUCAAUUUACUUUUGACAAGAUUCCCUUACUUCUUGUCAAAUAAAAGAAAUGAUGGCAACCGAUUCUGGUCAUGCAAAUUAGAAUGAAGUUUAAAUGAGGAAUGUGAAAGAUUUGAGACAUAGAGUACCAGUUUUCACAAUUAUCUUGAGCAUAUCAAAUGAAAUUGUAAACAAAUAUCUGCAGCAUAUGUAGCUUUGCUGAACAAUCUCAAAAUGUUUCAUUGUCUGCUCACUUUGCAGGGUUUAAAAUACUGCUCUCAAGGUGCUCUUCACGUCUUUCUAUGAGUUAAUAUAACUGGCAAAUUAAUUUUCACAAUAGCAAGUAAUUUUGAGCAGGGUACGAGAAGUAUCUACCUCAAAGUAAAAAUGAAAAUUUAGGCUUUAAUUAGAAUCUUGUCGAUAGUAGCUUAACAGUUAUCGUGUACAGAUAAAGCGCUAUGCCUUUAGAAUUAUUCAAUCAUCAUUAGGGCGACUGAGUUCGUUUUUUGUACAUUUUACAAUUCGUUUUUUCUUUUACGGACUUGAUAAUGAUCGGAGCAUCUGUUACAACGGACGGCAAGCUUUAUGGACUUUCAAAGUCCAGUACACCGUGGGAGAGCCUAGCAUGAGAUAUUAUAAGCAGGCUUGCAGCUCGUCGCUGACAGAACAAAAAAGCCUUUGGCAAAGUAGCUCUUUGCUUUCAAAUUUCAAUCCAUAUUGAAAAUUUCUUAAAUUUUUAGAAGCACAUUUUUGGCUGUAGAAAAACAGGUUAAUUGCUGUUUAAACAGAAGAUCUUUUAUGAUAAAAUUUGGCACAAAAAAAUCCGUAGGCGUCCUUGAUUUAGGGGCAGCUGAGAGAAACAUAGUAAGUAGCAUUGUAAUUUCGAUACUAAUAUUUGUUAGACAUGCCUAAAUAUUAUUAGCUGACAAAAUUUGACCCUAUUAGCCAUUAUCUUAAUAACAAAACCAACAUAAAAGGGGUUAUUAAGAAGAUAGAAAACAAUAAAGAGCAAGAAAUAUUUUAUCUCUAAGGUUUUAUUAUCAAGCAAAAUUUCAAUUAGACGACUAAACUUUAGACAACCAACUUGCAAGAAAAGCAAAUGCAAACAAUCGCCAUGAUCUACUGAGCAAUAUUAUAAAAACAAUAUUGAAAAAAUAUUAUAAAAACAAUACUGAAAAAAUAUUAUAAAAACAAUACUGAAAAAAUAUUAUAAAAACAUCAAGUAGGAUGAACUUAUCAAAUCAUAGAAAAGUUUACUCAGCUGAAGACACUUUCAAAAAUCGUACUCAUUGCGGGAAGACUAGUUACUGCUGGAAAACUAUUCCGAACUUGUUAGAUAAAAGGUAGCUUCGUUAAUUCUUAUUAAAUCAUUAUUAUUUUAAUUACAUUUAUAAAUUCAUAUCUUUCAACUAAAUCGCCAACCAUAAAAAAGUCAACAAAAUGGUCUUCAACAAGAUACACCAGAAGCUAUCGCAUAGUAAAUCUUUCUACAGUACAGCAGUGUAAUCACAAUUCUUGUGACGUAAUGAUAUUUCACGAAGAAUUUUGAUAUCUUUAAAAGCCAGCGUAUUUUUAAUUAACAUACUUCUGCGAUAUUUCAUGUAUUUGUCGAUUCACAGAUCAGAAACCAAAGCCAGCUAAUCAAAUGUUCGGUCAUUGAAUAAGGAAACGAACAAAUAUAUCCAAUUUGCACACCAUCCUGAAGAUGUGCGUGUAAAAUAAGCAAAAGAUAGUACAUGACAAGUGAAUUUAAACAAUCACAAUUUCCUGUUAAUUUUCCGUACUCAUCAUCUUUCCGCAUGGUGUAGUGUAUUGAAUUUUUGUUCUCUGGAAAACAUGAUUCACACAGCCCAUGCUAGCAGUUGAACAAAGAUUCACGAUUGUAAGAAAUUCGAUUGUUAGAAUUAAAAACAGCAAAAUGGGGAAAUUUUACAAAAUAUUUUUCACCAGACAUUUGUAAAGUUCUAAGCAUCUCACUUCUCAAACAUUCCGGUUUUUGUUCCAUCUUUUCAGAAAAGACGACUUUCAAAAUAAAUGUUGCAUGAUUUAAAAAUUAACGCCCGAAAUCUUACGUUUAUUUGGUAAGAAGCAUUCUAUAUUUACUCCAAGAACUAUAAACAUCGUUAUAAACUUCCCUAAUAAAAUCCCUGUGUAGAAAAUUCAAAUUUUCAGCAAAAGUUAAUUACACUUUGACUGACUGUAUCAUAUCGGCACUGCAAAGCGCAAAAACGUUGAUCAUAAUUUUCCCUAAAGAUUCGAAUAUUAAUCUAAGGUCUCCUUACAUAAAUCUAUAUCCUAUACGAAUUUUAAAUAGGCAAUAGCUAUCUGAAACCAAAUGUACAAAAUAAUUCUUGAAAAGAAAUUUAUGUCAUAGAAAAUUAUGAAAAUAUCCAAUGGAGUACUAGUGAAUAAUACUGGAUGCAAAUUUUAAAGUUCACGAAAUCACGAACCAAAACAGCUGCCUUGAACAACUGAUACAAACUGAUAAAAACUACUAUUGGCUGAGUAUAUACAGAAAAUCUCGUUUUCACAAAACACAACUGCACUUCUCAAUGUUAAAUGUUUUUGACACAGCAUUAAAAAAUACACAAUAACAUUUGUUUCUGGCUAACAUGCUGCCUCUGCGCAGGCGCAGGUACCAAACAACUUGGCACGGAAGCCCAGAAGUUAGAGCAUAUUAUUGCCUGAAAUAAGAAUAAUUGUGGAUAGUGUAAACCCAAUGAAUAUAUCCUAUUACAAUCUAUUUGAAACAAUAAAUGUUAGCGAAUAAUUUGAAUAAGGUGCACAAUUUUUAUGAAUUAACGCAUCCAGCUGUUUAACCGAAAGGCUCUCUGAAGCACAUGUGCCAAGUGAUGAAUGUUAUUUUUGCUAAGUUUUGUUCAAUACAACUAUUUAGAUGUGACCACAGAACGAUGAAUUGUUAAGAGAAUAACCUAGGAUUUAAUAGCUUUCACUGGCCUUUGCUGAAUUAACGCCAUUGAUUACCAAUUAGACAAGAAGCGGGUAGUUGGAAUGACUUUGUAACAAAAGCACACUACUUCUUGAUAAAAAUCCUAUUAUGUGUCAAACCGAUGUAAAUUAAACUUUAUUUCUUUUAUAAUCUUGCUUUAAAGCGUCUACUGGAUUCAUAAAAAGCUCUCAGAGCAACGUUCUAGCAAAUACCAAUGUGGUUAUUUUGUACUGGCAAGUUAGUGGGAAUCAACAAAAUGUGACUCCUCAGUACAUUUUGGUACUCGAACCAGACUCCAUUGAAGCAAUAGGCGAAAAGGCGAACCAACAGCAUCAUGCUAUAUUGUUUCAUAAAUCACGUGGUCACUCGGUUUUCUAAUCAACAGCACGGGCAUAGCGUAUUAGCACAGAUCUUAAUAAACAACAAUGAGGCGGGUGCAGCGAUCGUAAACACACCAGACCGAAGUUGCGGAGUUGGCGUACACAACGUGGAGUAGCAGAUGAGCAAAAACGUAGCCGAGAUGAAAUCAGAUUUUUCCAUGGCAUCCAUUUUAGAGGGGAGCAGUGGCAGCCCGAAGAAAUCUCCCGAUACGAGUCCUAAGACUGAAGUAUCAUCGAAUCCAGGAAGUCCGGACUUGGAAAACAGAGAGACGAGUGGGGAGAGCAGAGAAUGUGUAAGGGUAAUGCUGGAUGAUGUUGAUUUGUGGAGAAGCUUUCAUCAACUCACAAACGAAAUGAUUGUCACAAAAAACGGAAGACGAAUGUUCCCUGUUUUAAAGACAACGAUUCGAGGACUGGAUCCUCAGGCUAUGUAUUCCAUUCUUUUGGAUUUCGUUGCUGUUGAUUCACAUAGAUGGAAGUACGUUAAUGGCGAAUGGUCACACAGUGGUAAGCCUGAACCAACUCCUCCGAGUCAGGUAUACGUGCAUCCGGACUCACCAAACUUCGGAACUCAUUGGAUGAAAAACCCCAUAGUCUUCUCUAAAGUCAAGUUAACUAACAAAGAAAGCAGCAACAACCAAGUGGUGAUGCUCAAUUCACUGCACAAGUAUGAGCCUAGAAUUCACAUCAUGCGAGUAGGUGGACCAGACCCAGAGAAGAGAGUUUCCACGCAUACAUUUGCAGAAACCCAAUUCAUUGCAGUUACAGCUUACCAAAACGAAGAGAUAACGGCUCUGAAAAUCAAGUUCAACCCAUUUGCCAAGGCAUUCCUUGAUGCCAAAGAAAGGGCAGAGCAACGUGACAUCAUCGAAAGAAGUUCCAUGAUGAGCUACGGUCCUUCCUGCAGCUGCUGUCAUCCAUCUGGUCCAUACAGCCCACCGUCUCAUCUUCCACCGCAACACACGAUCGGCCUUCCUCCUCUCCUUCUCAGACCGGAAAUGCGCAUGCUAGAUCCACACCAGUCUCCUUGCCACAGGCUCGGUCUCAAAUUGCAUCGCCAUGCACCGUAUAGAAUAAGCCAUCCAAUAGACGACUCAGACUCACGACCGCCAAUGUGCUCAUCACCUCCAUCACACAGCUGCCCACGAUCAAGCUCUCCAGAGAGACAUAGGCAUGUUUCUUCGCGGCACCCAGUUGACGACGAACAUAUCAAAAUAAUUGAAUCGAUGCGACAUAGUCAUUCGAUAUCCGACCGCCUCAAAGAGGAGAGCUACCUACGAGAUAUGUCACGUGGUCACCCAUGCGAAGGACAUGGUCACUCCUCUCAUCCAGUCCCUUAUGUGCAUCUGUCACCAAGAUCUGGUGCACCGUACUACAAUGGUCACAAGGUCCUACCUUCAGUCUGCCAUAGAUCACCAAUAAGAUCCAGGAGCCGAAAUCACAGAUUAUCACCACCUACACCCUACUCUAGCUCUUCACAUCAUGACAGUACACGCAGAGACUCUCCACAUGAAUUUGAUGAGUCGCCAAGGCACAUGAAACACCUCUCGGCAAAGCAUUGAUAAAGUGGUAUAGACGUCCUUAGAAAAAUUUCAAUUGAAACAAUAAAAAACGGCUUGAACAAUCAAUAAUUUCAUUACAAGGAAAAGUAAGCUUGGAAAAAAUGGAUUUCACCACUCUGAAAAUGCAAAAAAUCUAGAAAUAUUAAUGAACCAAAUGCCAGUAAAGAUAAAACAUGAAUCUGAGAAGUUUAUAUAGCCAAGAAAGUUAAAUUGCUUUGAAAAUUUCACAAUUUGUUGCAUUUUGCUAAAACCAUAAUGAAAAUUAGACUUUUAAAUGCAUCAAAUAGUAAAGACUGACUGAGCUCAUUGAAAUCCAAGCAAUUUUCCGUUUUAAUAACAAGAAUAUUAACCUAUUUAUUCAAACUCUCGGCAAAGAAGAUUUGCUUUGAGUUAAAACAGGUAGUUCAAUUCAAUGAUAUGCCUUGUAAAUAUUUCUAACUUAGAGUAACUUAUCAAAAGUUUAGCUUUGCGGUGUCUGGUUUUUUCACGCAUCUAAUUCUCAGCAGAAAGUCAGUCACAUCAAUCAGAUUAGACUAGAUAUUUUGUUUUCUCCUUGCACAGCAAAAGUAUGUGAAAUGGCAAGCUGGGAGGCUAUCUAGCUGGCCUAUUUGCUAAAACCUCUGACAACUUAGGCCAAAACACUAAAUUCUAUGAUGAUAAACAAAAGAAAUACAGAUGUGAGAUAAACUGACAGUUGGGAAUGAUGCAAUGAAGUAAGCGUUGAAUAGCAAUAAUUUACGCUAAGCUAUCAUUGCUUUGUUAAAUACAACGACGGAGCACAUUUUAAUGUCAUUAAUGUACAGAAUAUGUAAAGAUUUUAGCACUGUAUCGCAUCGUAUACAAACAACGUUUCGUGAAGGAUAUAAAUAUUAUUUGAAAAUUUGAGUGAAAGUA
Rhopilema esculentum is the source of this 12392-nucleotide messenger RNA. RefSeq names its product T-box transcription factor T-A. Gene Ontology annotation, biological process: regulation of transcription by RNA polymerase II; positive regulation of DNA-templated transcription; cell fate specification. NCBI's taxonomy places the organism in Eukaryota, Metazoa, Cnidaria, Scyphozoa, Rhizostomeae, Rhizostomatidae. The record is from RefSeq and is a predicted model, not a curated record. Gene Ontology annotation, molecular function: DNA-binding transcription factor activity, RNA polymerase II-specific; RNA polymerase II cis-regulatory region sequence-specific DNA binding. Gene Ontology annotation, cellular component: chromatin; nucleus.